AUGAGACAUAGGACAUAUGUCCUUUCUCUGUCAUUAUGAUGUUUUGCCCCCCCACAAGCAUUAAAAGGGCAUAUAAUUUCUUGCAGUUCCUAUUGGAGUUGUGGCUUCUUUCAACAAAAUGAAGAAGCUUACAAGAGACACAUCCUUGAUAGUGUCUGCACUCAGGCAAUCUUCUCUUCUUGUUGUUAGUAACAGUGGGAAGAAGGUGAAACGACUUCAACCUCUUCCAUCAACUGAGGCCAAGGACCCAAUGCUUUGCACUGUUUUGGUGGAAAAUUUACCUGAUGAUCACUCUGUGGAGAAUCUUCAGAUGGUAUUUGGUGUAGCUGGAAAUAUAAAGCACAUCACACUUCGUGAUCCGCAUGCUGCAAGGGAGUCCAGAAAAGUAACAACUGCAGAGAAGCUGCUUAGUGGUAAGUUGCAUGCUCUUGUGGAGUACGACACAGUGGAGGCUGCAGAAAAAGCUGUGGCUCAUUUAAAUAAUGAGCAGGAUUGGCGAUAUGGCCUGCGGGUCAAACUUUUAAAGAAAAAGACCAAAGAAGUCGGGAAAAAAGUAUGGAGGGAAGUCGAUGCUGAGAAGAACAUUGUCCAAGCAUCUAAUACAGCUGUAGAAGAGGAAAACAAUGAUUCAAGUGAUCACCAUGAUGAUUCUCAUGAUGAAGAGGAGGGGGAUCACUUAACAAAGGAUAAAAGUGGGGAACACCCACGAAAGGAAAAAAAUGGGGACCAUCUGCACAAAGAGAAUAAUGGUCAAAGGAAUCGACAUCGAGGGCGUGGAAGGAGACAGAAAUAUCAUGGCACAAAUGGACAUGGCCAUGGAACACCACCUUCAAGUCAUGUUGAGCCCUCGAAGCCACCACCAGGCCCGAAAAUGCCGGAUGGUACCAGAGGAUUUACCAUGGGGCGAGGCCGACCUCUGGUGUCAAAUGCAAUCUAAUCGGCAUUCUUUUAUCCUUGUUUGUUGGUUGUAAUCCUUGUAUGAUAGCAUUGAUCCUUCCUUGUGCAACGCUUAGUGUUUUUUGGUUGAUUUGCCCGUGUAUCUGUAAUGGUUCACUGCCGUGCCUGGUGGUGGUGCAAAGUAAAAGAUUUGGAAAGAACUGCAGUCUAUUAAUGGACUGUAUUGGAAGGAACUUUGUGCAUGCUUUGAUAAUUGCAAUUGCAACGUGGUUGAUCUUUUCAGUGAA
Coffea arabica (coffee) is the source of this 1184-nucleotide messenger RNA. Lineage: Eukaryota; Viridiplantae; Streptophyta; Magnoliopsida; Gentianales; Rubiaceae. The record is from RefSeq and is a predicted model, not a curated record.